AUGGACACAAGAAUCGAUAAGGCUCCAAUCUUGAUAUUACACUUUGAUUGCAUGGAUAUGGGCAUAGAUGGUGUUAGUUUCUCAAAACCAGGAGGUGGCAGUACCCCUAUUAAUACAGUUUCUAAUAUGGAUACCGCAAGUGACGCAGAACCAACUCAAGUAAACAGUGAUGUGUAUGACCCCGUCACCGAGAAUCCGAAUUAUGUAUCAACGUCAAAACCUUUGUUCAGAAACAGCAUUAGAUACAUU
Messenger RNA from Iphiclides podalirius (scarce swallowtail), 249 nucleotides. Lineage: Eukaryota; Metazoa; Arthropoda; Insecta; Lepidoptera; Papilionidae. The record is from the annotation of a GenBank genome assembly.